Phragmites australis (common reed) is the source of this 1369-nucleotide messenger RNA. Its product is annotated as tobamovirus multiplication protein 3-like. Lineage: Eukaryota; Viridiplantae; Streptophyta; Magnoliopsida; Poales; Poaceae. The transcript has 11 exons. The coding region runs from base 209 to 1069 and encodes 286 amino acids. The record is from RefSeq and is a predicted model, not a curated record.
UCACCUCUUGCAACGGCCGACACCCACCACACGCAUCCUCCCAGGUCCUCCUCAAUCCCAGCCCAUUUGCCUCGAUAGAUUUCGAUUGCUUCCGGCUCCGGCCUUCCAAUCGCUCGCACGCUUCCGUUUGCCUCGCAUUCCGCGUUUAACCUAUUAGAUUUGAUUUCGCCGCUUGGUCCGGCUGCGAGGAGGUGGGGGGAGCGGUGGCAUGGCGGCCUCGUCUCCGGCGGCGGCGCCGUCGCUAGACGGCGUCCCGGACUGGUGGCACGACGUGAACGACUCGCCUCUGUGGCAAGACCGCACCUUCCACGCCCUCGCCGCGCUAUACGGCGUCGUUGCCCUCGUAGCCCUAGUCCAACUGAUCAGAAUCGAAUGUAGGGUACCUGAGUAUGGGUGGACAACGCAGAAGGUGUUCCAUUUCCUAAACUUCAUUGUUAAUGGCGUGAGGUCAACCAUGUUUGUGCUGCGGCGAAAUGUGCAACUUCUACACCCCGAGAUAUUUCAACAUGUGCUUAUUGAUUUGCCUGGCCUCGCAUUCUUCACCACCUAUGCUCUGUUGGUGCUCUUCUGGGCUGAGAUUUACUAUCAGGCACGUGCAAUGUCAACCGAUGGGCUCCGACCAACUUUCUAUACGGUCAAUGGAGUGGCCUACACCAUUCAGAUAGUACUGUGGCUGUUCAUGUGGUGGAAACCAGUUCGAGCUGUUGUCAUUUUGUCAAAGAUGUUCUUUGCAGCUACAUCCUUAUUCGCUGCUUUUGGUUUUCUUCUCUAUGGAGGGAGGCUAUUUCUGAUGUUGCAGCGUUUCCCUGUUGAGUCAAAAGGGCGGCGGAAAAAGUUGAAUGAGGUUGGCUAUGUGACUACCAUAUGCUUUGCUUGCUUCUUGAUCAGAUGUGUAAUGAUGUGCUUUAGUGCAUUAGAUAAAGAAGCUGAUCUCGAUGUUCUGAACCAUCCAAUCCUGAACUUCUUUUACUACUUGCUAGUUGAGAUUGUACCAUCAGCUUUGGUGCUGUUCAUCUUAAGGAAGCUACCGCCAAAGCGUGAUAUCACACAGUACCAUCCUAUCCAUUAGAUCAGGGAUCUCCAUGGUCAACUGCUAACAGUUCCUUCAAGAUGAUUACAAAAAGGCAAAUGUGAUACCACGUACCAUUUUUAGAUUGCGUAGUUUUCUUGUGAAGAAAUCUGUACGUAAGUCUGGCAAAUAUAGUUUGUAAAAAAAAAUAACCCCCCGCUGUUACAAUCCCAAAUGUUAGUAAUGCAGCCUGUUCCACAAAUACAGGUUUGCCUCUGUAAACUUCAGAACAAAAAAGGACAGUGUGACAAUUGUUUGUGAUAUAGAAAAGUUGCGAUAAGAUUGGCUAUUUCAGAAGAA